GCCCAGGGACACGUCGUUUUUGCGGCGCCGGAGACCACGCAAGCGCCUGAGCAUGGCUUCCGCGGACUCCCGGCGAAUGGGCAAUGGUGGCGGUGUCGGGGGCGCCUUCCAGCCCUAUCUAGACUCUUUGCGGCAGGAGCUGCAGCAGAGGGACCCGACGCUGGUGUCAGUCGUGGCGGCUCUUUUCGUGGUGCUGCUAACGCUGGUGUUCUGGAAGUUCAUCCGGAGCAGAAGGACCAGUCAAAGAGCCGUUCUUCUUGUUGGCCUCUGUGACUCCGGGAAAACAUUGCUCUUUGUCAGAUUGUUAACAGGCCUUUAUAGAGACACUCAGACUUCCAUCACCGACAGCUCUGCUGUGUACAGAGUCAACAAUUCCAGGGGCGCUAGUCUGACCUUGAUUGACCUCCCUGGCCAUGAGAGCUUGAGACUUCAGUUCUUAGAGCGGUUUAAAGCUUCAGCCCGGGCUGUUGUGUUUGUUGUGGAUAGUGCAAGCUUCCAGCGGGAGGUGAAAGAUGUAGCCGAAUUUCUGUAUCAAGUCCUCAUUGACAGCAUGGGUCUGAAGAACACACCAUCAUUCUUAAUUGCCUGCAAUAAGCAAGACAUUACAAUGGCAAAAUCAGCAAAGUUAAUUCAGCAGCAGCUUGAGAAAGAACUCAACACUUUACGAGUCACCCGCUCUGCUGCCCCCAGCACACUGGACAGCUCCAGCGCAGCCCCUGCUCAGCUGGGAAAGAAAGGCAAAGAAUUUGAAUUCUCACAGUUGCCCCUCAAAGUGGAGUUCCUGGAGUGUAGUGCCAAGGGUGGAAGAGGGGACGCUGGCUCUGCUGACAUCCAGGACUUGGAGAAAUGGCUGGCUAAAAUCGCCUGAGGGACAAAUCCAAACCGCAAGCCAUGAAUGUGAUGUGGUGAUGGACAGUUUUGAAAAAGGGUGUAGUUAGAAACAUUUCCUUGUUCUGGAAACAAAUUAUUGUUGAAUCUAGCUUGGAAUUUUUUUUAAGUUCAGUUCCCUUUAUUGCUUUCAAACUUGUCACUUUUAUUUGACUCGUGUGCCUUCCCUUUGUCAAAUUGUAUGUGACCUCCCUUCAGUGUAUGCUUGAUGUGGGUCAAGGUCUUUGUGACUGUAACAAGCAAACUCCACCUAGAGAAAAUCAUGAGAACAUGGUUAUCAUCUGGAAAGUCUUGUCAUCUUGUGCUUUCCUUCCCUUUUUCUUGUAAACAAAUCUGUCUGUGUAUGGAAACAGUUAAUUUCCAGUUACCCUUGAAGUUCAUGGACAGUACAUCAUCCAAUCCUUUGUGAAUUCUCAGACUUGUGCCUAUAAUUACAAUAUGGUCUCCCGACAUGUGGAGACAGGUAUAAAACAGCAAGGCUGUGUUGACAGUGAAUCUGUUCUUCAUCAGUUCAGUGACUUGUCCACACUCCACCCUCAUAGCACUUAAGUUUCAAAAACAUGUCAUGAACCCUUGGAGUGAAUCAUUCCCAAAUAGAACCGUAAGUACUAAAUCCCCAAAUUUCAAGGGUCUAGUGUGUUCUAGUGGUUUCCCGACUGGGGAGUAUGUGGAGAUUCAGAAGCUGUUGUGCUUUUCUGGGGGGCUGAGGGCUCCUGAGCUAUCUUCAUGUGCUGUUUGAUCAGUCCUGUUGUGUACUCUUAGCUAGAAUGCCAUGGAACAAAUACUAAGUGAAAGAAGUUCUCUGUGGGUUUUUAAUGUGCAUAUUCACUGAUGGUUAAAAAACAGUUGGCCUUUUCAAAGUGAUAAUUCUUUGCUGUCUUCUUAAAUGUAUGGCUUUUUUAUUGCUUUUAUAAAUUAUUAAUAUACUUCUUGGUAAAUAAAACAACCUAUUUGGCUGAAAGCAAUGAAA
Molecule: messenger RNA, 1858 nt
Organism: Miniopterus natalensis
Lineage: Eukaryota; Metazoa; Chordata; Mammalia; Chiroptera; Miniopteridae
Gene: SRPRB
Product: SRP receptor subunit beta
Biological process (GO): intracellular protein transport; protein localization to Golgi apparatus; Golgi to plasma membrane protein transport
Cellular component (GO): Golgi apparatus
Molecular function (GO): GTPase activity; GTP binding
Source: RefSeq, a predicted model, not a curated record